This is a messenger RNA of Eimeria maxima, 930 nucleotides long. Its product is annotated as RNA polymerase, putative. The record is from RefSeq and is a predicted model, not a curated record. The coding region runs from base 1 to 930 and encodes 309 amino acids. NCBI's taxonomy places the organism in Eukaryota, Apicomplexa, Conoidasida, Eucoccidiorida, Eimeriidae. The transcript has a single exon. Gene Ontology annotation, molecular function: nucleic acid binding; DNA-directed RNA polymerase activity; zinc ion binding. Gene Ontology annotation, biological process: DNA-templated transcription.
AUGACGGCGACCCCCAAUGCAAAGGCCCAGAAGUUAGCGAGCUCAGUUGAGGAACUAUGUGUGCCGUUGGGGGAGGCUUCUUUCUGCCGUUCGAUUGUCAUGCAGGACAUGCAGCAGUUAGAUGACUGUGUGGAGUUUCUCGUGCUGAGUCACAAAGUGAAGGGCGAUGCGGCUUUCUCCUCGGGCCCCCCCCGUCUCAAAUAUGAAUCCCCUGGUAAGCUGGCGACAACGGGUGGAACCUGCGGUGAUAUCGAAAAGGAAACAGAAGGUAUAUUCAGCCAGUCGUCUCUUGGCGAUUCUGCUGCUGUUGCUACUGCCGCACAUGGCCACUGCACUGUUACAUCCAAGGAGGGCCUCAGCUUCGACUGGUUGGUUGCGUUGGGGUGUCUGAACUGUGGAGCACCCGUGGAGCUACGACGGGACCUCGUAGCAGCAGCAGAAGAAGCGACAACAGCAGCUGCUGCAGCUGCCACGGGCGGUGGGACUGCCGCUCUGGCUUUGGCAGCAGAGAAGGCAGUGCUAAGGUGUCGUCGUUGCGGCCAUCAUAUCGCGCCUCUCCAUUCUUCAGAUGAACCGGAAUCUCUUGUAGAAGCAAUGGAGUCCGGUGCUUAUCUCAAUCCAGGACUUUCUUCUCGGGGGAUUUAUAUGUACGGAAGCCGCAGCUGCUACAACUUUGGAUCGGUUAGCAAGAAGGCGUGGCAGCAGCGGUUCUUGGGGGCUGAGUUUGAGCGGCAGCAGCUGCAGCACCACCUUAAGAUAAUGCUUGCUGCAGGGGACGGAGGUAACAAAACUACUUGCAAAGAGCUCUGCGAACGCUGCGGACACACUGAAGCUUUCUUCUCGACAUUCCAAGCUCGAAGCGCAGACGAGGGGAUGACGGUGAUGUACGAAUGCACCAAAUGUCAUCACCGAAAAGUAUUCAACAACUGA